Durusdinium trenchii is the source of this 1497-nucleotide messenger RNA. The record is from the annotation of a GenBank genome assembly. NCBI's taxonomy places the organism in Eukaryota, Dinophyceae, Suessiales, Symbiodiniaceae.
AUGUUUCCAUUGUGCUGCGGAUGUGAGGACCACACGGAGCCUCCUGCACAGGAGGUCGUGGCCGCAACCAAAGCGGUGAAGCCAGCCGUUGCCGUCGCUGAUUCUUCCGCCUACCAGCCGGUGCACUUCCACGUCUUCGCAGAGGAGGAGGGCGGUCUCGAUCCCAUUCCUUCGCCGGCGAAGUCGGCGGCCGCCCACGGCGGAGACGCCAAGUCGGCGGAGACGCCCACGUCCCCGCGGACGCCGGCGUCGCUGAAGGCGAAGGACGCGAUGAAAGCGGAGGCCUCGAGGUAUGUGGUGGAGAUGGACGUUUUGCCCGGUGACCUGGGCUUGGACUUCGAAACCACUGGGGACCUCUGCAUCGUGAGCCGUGUUUGGGAGACUGGUGCAGCUGCCCGAUGGAACGAGACGGCGACCGAGAAGAUUCAGAAGCUCGAUCGGCUUUUGGCGAUCUCCGACACCGAGGCGAAGUCCUUGGCCUCUCCGAAGUCUUCAGCCUCGGUGCAGCAGAAGGAGGGUCUGCUGGAGCUCCACUUUCAACGGCCGCGCUUUCGGAGCAUCACCUUGGAGCCCAAGGGGAAGCUGGGCCUGGGCCUGGCCAACCGGAAGGAGACUGGGACUUUGCAGGUCACCAAAGUGGAAGCGGAUGGCUUUGUUGCCCAGCACGGGAUCAGCCAGGACACGCUGCGUCCGGAUGACCGGAUCGUGUCGGUGAAUGGGGUCAAUGAGACGGCGGCCCAGAUGGCACGGCAGUUGGUCUUGAAGCGACUCGAGCUCACGGUGUGCAGCUAUGAUUUCAAGCAGUGCCCCACAAAGGGCAUCUUCAGCGGAAGCUACAAGUGUGCACCUGAGAAUCGAGACUAUGAGUUUCGGAGACGCCUGGCCGAGACGUAUGGCUACUACGAUUCGAAGAUCAUGGCCAGCACGCGGGAGCAGGACAUUAUGUGGUGGACCGGUCUCAUGGAGCCGCCAGAGGACAUCCUGGAUUUGUUGGAGUUCUUGAUCAGUCGCUUCCAGAAUGUCGAUGAGGCCUUCCGGAAGAUUGUGCGGAUCUCGGACACCAAGUCUGAGCAGAUCACCCUGCGUGUUUUCUCAGAUGGUCUGAAGGCCAUGGACUGUGGCAAGUUCAAAGGUGAAGAUGAGAACAAGCGAUUGCAGGCCAUCUUCCGAUAUUUGGAUCCUGGCGGUGAAGGCACCGUGUCGUUGAACGAAUGGCGAGUGCUGGGUCAGCUCUGGAGUGAGUUCGACAUGACCAUCCGAGAGUUCGUCCAGUUCCUCAUCAUCGCCUUCGGCGAGGAUCUCAAGGAGGCCUGGAACGCCUUGGACGACGACGGCAGUGGCGAGCUGUCCGAGGACGAGUGGUUUGAAGCAGUGGAAAAGAUCGGCUAUUUUGGCCCUGCAAGGGUGAUCUUCGCCCUCCUGGACAACACCGAUGAUGGGGAUAUCUCUGCCGAGGAGUUUGAAGUGCUGGAGAAGUACAAGAAGACCCGGCGGUGA